Brassica oleracea var. oleracea is the source of this 1498-nucleotide messenger RNA. Its product is annotated as histone-lysine N-methyltransferase ASHH3. Gene Ontology annotation, molecular function: histone H3K36 methyltransferase activity; protein binding. Gene Ontology annotation, cellular component: nucleus; chromatin. Lineage: Eukaryota; Viridiplantae; Streptophyta; Magnoliopsida; Brassicales; Brassicaceae. Gene Ontology annotation, biological process: regulation of DNA-templated transcription. The record is from RefSeq and is a predicted model, not a curated record.
ACCACAAUUAACUUAGUCAGAGUUUCGAAAUUUCGAAUCUUUCAUCGUAAUCUUUGCUCCUGGUUGUUCGAUUCAGUUGAUAGAUAGUUAGAAGUUCAAAUCUUGGCGUUACUCGAAAUCUCUGGACAUGCCUGCCUCGAAGAAGAUUUCCGACAGGAACCACAUAGGACAAGUGUUCAACAAGUUGCUGAAGCAGAUUGGAGAAGCAGAAGAGGAGUUCGAGUUGCCUGAUUGGUUGAACAAAGGGAAACCAACUCCUUACAUCUUCAUCAAGCGCAAUACAUACUUGACGAAGAAAAUCAAGAAGAGGGUUGAGGAUGAUGGAAUAUUCUGUUCUUGUUCCUUGUCCCCUGACUCUUCUUCUUCAACCGUGUGUGGUAGUAACUGCCAUUGUGGGAUGCUGUUCUCGAGCUGUUCUUCCAGUUGCAAGUGUGGGAUUGAGUGUAACAAUAAGCCGUUCCAGCACCGGUAUGUCAAGAAGUUGAAGUUGAUUCAGACUGAUAAAUGCGGAUCAGGGAUUGUAGCAGAAGAAGAGAUUCAACAAGGAGAGUUUAUCAUUGAAUACGUAGGAGAAGUUAUAGAUGAUAAGACUUGUGAAGAGAGGCUUUGGAAGAUGAAACACCGUGGAGAGACGAAUUUCUAUCUGUGUGAGAUAAACAGAGACAUGGUGAUUGAUGCCACUCAUAAGGGAAACAAGUCGAGAUACAUCAAUCAUAGUUGCUGCCCCAAUACGCAGAUGCAGAAAUGGAUCAUUGAUGGCGAGACAAGAAUCGGCAUAUUUGCAACCUGUGACAUAAAGAAGGGAGAGCAUCUGACUUAUGACUAUCAGUUUGUUCAGUUUGGUGCAGAUCAAGACUGCCAUUGUGGAGCCACAGGUUGCAGAAGGAAGCUUGGGGUGAAACCAAAACCUAAAUUACCCUCGGAUGAAGCUCUUAAAGUAGUGGUAUCCGAAGUAGCCCAGACACUUCCUGAGGUGCAUCAAAAUGGAGCUAUACAUGAACAUGAUGAAGGAAAGCCAUGGAACAAACUUAAGCAAGAGCAGCCAUGCCCUCAUAACUGCAUUGGUCUGGUGCUCAGGUUAUCUCGCACCAGGAGUGAUAGGUGUUUUUGCAUCAUUCGAAACUUUGAUGCGGUUACAAGAAAGCACGCGGUGAUGUUUGAGGAUGGUGCUACUGAGUUUAUCGACAUGUCCAAAGAAGAAGAUUGGGAGAUUUUAUCUGACUAAUAGUUUCUUUUAAGAUUUCUUUGGAGAAAAAAGUUGAGAAAGCUAUUGGUGCAGUGGCCUUGUUUGUUGCAUCUAACUUGACCUGUGUCAUACCAGAAUGUAAUGUUUGUAAGAUUAUACAUAAACCAUAUUUGUAAUUUCUUCUACAUUCCUUAUUUUUCUUCAGCAUCUCAAGAUGUUGAUGAACGAUAGUCUUGCGAGAACUUUGUGAUGUAUAUGUAUGACAUUAUUGCAUGUACUCUUGUUGUAAUCAAAGACUGCUUUACCUUCUAA